Messenger RNA from Gavialis gangeticus (Gharial), 3143 nucleotides. RefSeq names its product podocan (gene PODN). The coding region runs from base 582 to 2384 and encodes 600 amino acids. Gene Ontology annotation, molecular function: protein binding. The transcript has 11 exons. NCBI's taxonomy places the organism in Eukaryota, Metazoa, Chordata, Crocodylia, Gavialidae. The record is from RefSeq and is a predicted model, not a curated record.
GGUUAUUUCUGGUCCCUGAAGGUCAGUUGGAGCGGGGAGAGGGAAAUGGGAAGAACUGACAAGCUGUCUGCUCCUUGGUAAUGUCUGCCAGCCCCAACGGGGGAGAGGAGGGGAGGGGGCCAGAAUCCAGAAUCUGGCAAGCUGCUAAAAAGAAAGCGAGAAGAACAAGGACGUUGCAGCGCAAAUGUAAAUAUCGUACGGAGAAGGCUGGAGCAGGCAGUCUGCACUUCCCUUCCGCCAGCUCCAGCACGCUCCCCUUUCUGGCAUCUCUCAUGGGUCUUGCAAAGUGUGUUGACAAAAGAGAUUGGAGGUUGUUUUUUGCCCAAGUCUUUACGUUCGGGCUAUAGCUGCCUUACUCCUCCUCUCCGCUCACAUUUUCCCAUAUGGUGACUUUGGAAAAUUCCUCUCCGAUUUCACUGGAAAGCACAGGAAAUUCUCUUUGGUAGAGGGUUGCCUAUUUCUGUCUCUAGUUUUGCUGCUCACAUCUGGAAAGGAUCGGACUUCGGAAAGGGGGAAAUCAUUCUGCACUCAGAGCGUGUAGCUGACAUGGCAUGAGUUGAGGGAGCCUUUCUGGGCAAGAGAUGCUUUUCUCCAUCCAUUUGAGCUCUGUCAACAAAGGGGAAAUGCUCCCAGGCAGCAGCUUUCUGCUGGUGCUGUGGCUGUUGGUCUCUAGCUCCCACGUGAUCCACGGUCAGAAUGAAGAAGACAACGAAUUUCUGGAAAAUUCAUCCAGAUUGCUGAACCCAGAUCCUAACUUCCCAGCUCUUGACUGCCCUAAAGACUGCCGCUGCACUCAGGAAGGAGUUGUGGAUUGUGGAGGGAUUGAUCUCAAAGAAUUCCCCACGAACGUACCAGAGUUAACCAACCACCUUUCGCUGCAGAAUAACCAACUGGAAGAAAUCUCUCCAGAAGAGCUUGCUCGUCUUUACAGGCUAGAAACACUCAAUUUGCAGAACAACAGGCUCACGUCGAAAGGGCUUCCAGAGGAGUCAUUUGAACAUCUGGAGAACCUGAAUUACUUGUACCUUGCGAACAAUAAGUUAACUGUGGCUCCGAAAUUUCUACCAAAUACCUUGAUCAGUGCAGAUUUUGCAGCCAACUAUCUCACUAAGAUUUAUGGGCUCACAUUUGGACAGAAGCCAAACCUGAGAUCCGUGUAUCUUCAUAACAACAAACUUUCGGAUGCUGGGUUACCUGAUAACAUGUUCAAUGGCUCUAACAAUGUGGAGAUACUGAUCAUGUCCAGCAACUUCCUCAAGUACGUUCCCAAGAAUCUUCCCCCCGCUCUGUACAAACUACAUUUAAAGAACAACAAGCUGGAGAAAAUUCCCAAAGGAGCCUUCAGUGAACUCUCAGGCCUUCGAGAGCUGUAUUUGCAGAACAACUACCUGACUAACGAAGGGAUGGACAAUGAAACUUUCUGGAAACUGUCUAGCCUGGAAUAUCUGGAUUUGUCGAGCAAUAACCUUUCGCAAAUCCCAAGUGGUUUACCUCGAAAGAUUGUCCUCCUUCACCUGGAGAAGAAUGCCAUUAAGACAAUUGCCAGGGACGUCUUGCCCCAAAUCAAGAACCUCGAGUACCUUCUGCUGCACAACAACAAGCUCAAGGCCCGAGGGAUCCACCCGGCCGCCUUCCAGGGGCUGAAGAAGCUGCACACGGUCCACCUGUACAACAACAUGCUGGAAAGGAUCCCCAGCGGGCUGCCCCGGCGCGUGAAGACACUUAUGCUGCUUCAUAACCAGAUCUCAGAGAUCAACAGGAAUGACUUCGCCAACACGUACUUCUUGGAGGAGCUCAACCUGAGCUACAAUAAGCUCACGAGUCCCCAGAUCCGUCGCGAGGCCUUUCGUAAGCUGAGGCUACUGAAGUCACUGGAUCUUUCUGGAAAUAAUCUCCACACGGUGCCCUUUGGCUUUCCCAAGAACUUGCAGAUCCUGAAGCUGAAGGAGAACGAGAUCAGCUCCAUCCCGAAAGGUACCCUGGCUGGGAUGACCAAGCUGCGGGAGCUCUUCUUGAGCCACAAUAAACUGAAAGUCUCCUCCAUUUACGUGGGAGUGUGGAGAGAACUGAGCAGUCUCCAGUUAUUGGACAUGGCCGGCAAUCAGCUGAUUUAUAUUCCGCCAGGCCUGCCAGCAUCUCUGGAGUACCUGUACCUGCAGAACAACAAGAUCACAACCAUAUCAGAGCGUGCUUUUGAAUCCACACCCAACAUAAAGGGAAUUUAUCUCAGGUUUAAUAAGAUUGCAGUUGGAUCACUGAAGGAAAGUAUCUUCCGAAGCCUAAAGCAUUUGCAGGUGCUGGACAUUGAGGGGAACCUUGAAUUCAGCAACACUUCAAAGAACAAGGACAAUUCAGAAGAGGAGGAGGAAGAGGAGGAAGAAUGAAAAUUAAAAUGUGAACAAACAAAAGCACGUCUUGUGGCUGACAUAUGGAAAGUGGCAUGUAUUGCUAUAUUUAUAUAUCUACAGAGAUAUGUAGAGAACACUGCAAAAUGUGCAAUGAAUUACACACAGACUGUUUAUCAUGGCGCUUGGCCAGGCUUGAGGAAGAUGGGUCAUUUCAGUGCUUUAUUCAGGGAGACCCUGAAUGUCAUUCCAAAACUCCCAAAACAUCACGUACAAGACCCUGGAUGGGAUCAUAUGGAUCAUAUGGGAUUGCUCGGGAACUCACAAAAGCUGGCUUUUGUUUUUUCUGUUUCUUCCCUCACUGUUUCCAUCUGUAAUAACAAUAUGGGGCUGUUCUGAAUUUAUGCCUUCAAACUCUGCUUUUGUCGCUCCAUUUUAAGUGAACCAUGUACAAGCUCCUUCUCUUCCCCCACACUACCCAAAAAGGCUGUUGUUUGAUCAGGUGGGAUGGAUUUUUACAGUAGUUUCAUGUGUGGAGCAGGACAUGAGGCAGCUUGGUCAUUGAGCAGCAAUAAUCACCACCAGACUGACCGAAUCCAUUCCUCUGUUUAGUGUAAUGUGUAUAUUUGGAUGAGAAAAGCUAAUUAAGGCUGGAUCCCAUAAUAUUUUAUCCCCACUGUGUAAAAGCCUACAGCAUAUGCCUAUUUUAGAAAGUUUUAAGAUCAAAUCACUCACUCACGUGAAUAUAUAGAUAUAUCUAUAAAGAAUUUUAUAUCUGCUGUUCAGAGCUUUGUUAAA